This is a messenger RNA of Callorhinchus milii (elephant shark), 1347 nucleotides long. RefSeq names its product heparan sulfate (glucosamine) 3-O-sulfotransferase 3-like (gene hs3st3l). NCBI's taxonomy places the organism in Eukaryota, Metazoa, Chordata, Chondrichthyes, Chimaeriformes, Callorhinchidae. Gene Ontology annotation, molecular function: [heparan sulfate]-glucosamine 3-sulfotransferase activity. The transcript has 3 exons. Bases 1 to 987 code for a protein of 328 amino acids. The record is from RefSeq and is a predicted model, not a curated record.
AUGCGAGAGCUGCGGACGGCUCUGCGGGUACCCGGCGAUGGCCACACACUGACCCCCGGAGAAUGGCCGGAGAUGGAGCAGAGGCGGCUCCUACACGCACCCACUGCCCCCCGAGGGCGGGGAGCCCGGGCAGGGCAGCGGGGAGCCCGGGACACCCUGGGCCACCAGAGCCGGGAGGGGGGCCCCGGGGGGGGCCCGGGGGGGUGGAGCGCCCUCCGCCGCCUGCCACAGGCUCUGAUUGUCGGCGUGAAGAAGGGGGGGACACGGGCGCUGCUCGAGUUCAUGCGGCUCCACCCGACAGUCAGGGCGGUGGGGGCAGAGCCGCACUUCUUCGACCGACAUUACAGCAAAGGGCUACUGUGGUACAGGAACCUGAUGCCCAAAGCGCUUGAUGGCCAGGUGGUGAUGGAGAAGACGCCCAGGUACUUUGUGACCCCCGAGGCUCCAGCUCGCAUCCACGCCAUGUCCAAGGACACCAAGCUGAUCGUGGUGGUGAGGGACCCGGUCACCAGAGCCAUCUCCGACUACACCCAGGUCAUCUCCAAAUCCCCGAAUAUCCCCAGCUUCGAAACGCUCACCUUCAAAAACAGGACUACAGACCUGAUCGAUUCAUCCUGGAGCCCCAUAUGGAUCGGAAUGUACGCCCAGCACCUGGACAACUGGCUCCAGUACUUCCCGUUGUCCCAGAUGCACUUUGUGAGUGGGGAGAGGUUGAUCAGUGACCCUUGCGGGGAGCUGGGCAAGGUGCAGGACUUCCUGGGGUUACAGAGGAUCAUAACAGAUGAGCACUUCUUCUUCAACGAGACCAAGGGCUUUCCCUGCUUGAAGAAGCCCCAAGGCCAUGGCAAGCCUCACUGCCUUGGGAAGACCAAGGGCAGGACCCACCCAAACAUGGACCCCAGGGUGGUUCAGAGACUGCGGGAUUUCUACCGGCCCCUGAACAGGAGGUUCUACCAAAUGACUGGACAGGACUUUGGGUGGGAAUGAACGGGAAUCGAUGGUCGAGUGAGACGUUGUUGGGACCACUAAGCGGGAACAGAAUAUUCCAAACUUCAGGCACACACAAGUUGGGAGAUGUAGCACAUGCAUGCAUUUAGCAUAAGAAUUUCGCCGAUCUAUGCAUAACCUGCGUCUGCGGAUCUCGGAACGCCAGAGAUUUUGGGGACAAUUUUGACAGCUGCCGCCAGCCUCCUUUGCCGUUUUUCACGAACCUCAGUUUCAAGAGACAGCGUCGCUCGCUCUCGCGUGUGUGACUUUGUUUUGCUGGCGAUGAUCAUAAUGAACAGCAGCCGAUGGGUGUACGUACAUGUGUGAGAGUGUGCGUGCGUGUGUGUGAGAGUGUGUGAG